Messenger RNA from Alternaria atra, 741 nucleotides. RefSeq lists its product as uncharacterized. Bases 1 to 741 code for a protein of 246 amino acids. Gene Ontology annotation, molecular function: protein binding. NCBI's taxonomy places the organism in Eukaryota, Fungi, Ascomycota, Dothideomycetes, Pleosporales, Pleosporaceae. The transcript has 3 exons. The record is from RefSeq and is a predicted model, not a curated record.
AUGACGCGCAACAUCAUACCGCGCAGCGUCAGUACUGACGCAGAUCGGAUUCCCAUACCAAAUCUCCCACCACCAUAUACCUUUACAGGCGUAAAACAUAAGCAACUAAGUAACCGUUUCCACCAAAUCUAUUAUGGACCUUCACACAAAAUGAACCCAAACUCAUAUCUUACCAGAGCGAACACCUCCGACUUCACCGCCACCAGCACAAUCCUAGUAGGCCCCGAUCUCACAGCCUUCCAAAUCCAUACCAGCCUCUUCACAUCAACAUCCUCCUACUUCCGCGCCGCGCUCAACGGCCCCUUUGAAGAAUCAGCAACCAACAGUGUAACACUCGACGACGUCCCCGUCGAGCACUUUCAGCUCCUCGUCUCCUGGCUCUACAACUCCAUCCUACCCACACCCUUCAAAGACCGAAAACCAGCAUACUACACCCUCCUCCACACCUACGCCCUAGCCGACCGACUAGGUUUCGAGGGCGCGAGAAACGCCGUCGUAGACGUAAUAAGUGACCUAGCCGAUGAAACGAAUAGCGUACUGACACCCUCUGACACACGGAUUCUAUACGAAGAUAUCCGCGACUCGUCGCCUCUCCGCACCCUCGUUCUAGACCUCUUUGCCUUUAAGAAAACAGAUCGACUGCUUGAGUCGCAUGGGGAUUGGUGGCAUGCGGAGUUUCUCCGUGAUUUGACGAUUGCGUAUGUGGUGUCCGGUUUCCUGGCAUACGACACGUGCAUGUGA